AUGGAGGGGCUCUUUUUCAACGUUAACUACGGCUACGUCGAAGGUGUGGUCAGAGGUUACAAGAGUGGGCUUCUUACUUCGAACCAAUAUGUGAAUUUGACCCAGUGUGACAACUUGGAAGAUUUGAAAUUACAAUUGUCUGCCACAGACUACGGCAACUUCUUAGCUCAGCAAUCGGGUCCUUUGCUGACGAGUAUUAUCCAGGACAACUUGCUGAAGAAGUUGUACCAGCAAUUUCAGUAUUUGAAGACUCAGUCGUCGGGCAAGCUUACCAAGUUUCUUGACUUUAUCAGCUAUGGCUAUAUGAUAGACAAUGUCUCGUUGAUGAUCACGGGGACUUUACACGAGAGAGACAGAUCAGAAAUCUUGCUGAAAUGCCAUCCUUUGGGGUGGUUUGACACUUUGCCCACACUUUCGAUUGCUACCGACAUCGAGAGUUUGUACAGCACUGUUUUAAUCGAUACCCCUUUGGCUCCUUUUUUCAAGAACUGUUUGACUGUGGACGAUUUGGACGAUUUGAACAUCGAAAUCAUUAGAAACAGAUUGUACAAAAACUACUUAGAGGCGUUUGUUGAAUUUGUAGGCACGGAGUUCAGCAACCCUGACGACGAAAUUAUGGCUCGUUUGUUGAGCUUUGAGGCUGAUAAGAGAGUCAUCAACAUCGCUCUCAACUCGUUGAACAAUCCGGACUUGUCGCCCGAGGAUAAACUUUCAUUGUUUCCUAGCUACGGUAAAUUAUAUCCAACUUACCAUGGCGAGUUGUCGCAAGUCGACGACUUUGAACAGUUGAAGGCUAUAGUCGAAAAUGUAGGUGAGUACAAGGACAUCUUCAGCGAGUCGUCUGAUACAGGUGCCGGAGCUAAGAACUUGGAGGACUGGUUCUACUUGUUGGAAAUGCAGUACUGUAAGAACGCUUUCACUCAGCAAUUCACAUUGUCAACAGUUUGGGCAUGGUUGAGAUCCAAAGAACAGGAAAUCAGAAACGUCACCUGGAUCGCCGAGUGUAUUGCCCAGAACCAGAAGAACAGAAUCGACAACUACAUUUCUGUCUACUAGUAUUAGUCUGUACUAGUCUACUGUAUCUAGCUUAUACUAAUAGUUUAUAAGCUUAGCCUUCAUUUCAUUCUAUACGUUUAUCGAUAUUUAGUUCUUCAUUAGAUCAAAACCAUUGACUUCAUAGGAAAAGCGGUACUUCGACAGCUCCACCCACAUUUUUGAUAUUUGAACCAUCGUCGUCGACUUGUCCAUUAUUUGUAGUCUUUCUCUUCUUUCUGAUUGAAGCGCUGUUAGCAGCUUGGUGAGCCUCGUAGAUGGUCUCAUUAAUUUGAAUAUUCUCGUCAGUGUUUGCAAUUUCUCCUGGAUUCUCACUCCGCAACAUGGCAUAUGAUAGUUUCGGGUUUGUAUCUACUAGUGGUUCUUCAGCUAGUGGUUGGUACUCUUGUAUGGUAUUUGCAUCAUUGAGAAUGUCUCGCUGGAUAUUUUUGGACGAAUUGUAGUUCUUUAUAUAUUCGUAGCUUUCGUCGUCAAAGAGGUUGUUGAUGUUGAUUCCGCUAUUGCCAUUUUCUUCGUACAUCUCGUUAACUACAGUAGAUACUUCCAACAUGUUGAAGUUGAUGAGCGUACCAGCAUAAUUGGGCAAGUAGGGGUUUUUACAGAGCACCUGGAUUGAAAGAACACCAUUGAAAUCCUUAAGAAUCUUACAUUUAGACGACAUCUUGACGGCACGAAAGAUUCUAAUGAAGGUAGCAAAAUUGUAGCACGAGAUGAGCGAGGUAUUUACAGGGAUGUUAUCUCCUUCGGAGUCACUGUUUUGCGAGAAAAUAAGCAACUUCUCGAGAAUCGUCUUCUCG
Scheffersomyces stipitis CBS 6054 is the source of this 1850-nucleotide messenger RNA. RefSeq names its product H(+)-transporting V0 sector ATPase subunit d (gene VMA6). Gene Ontology annotation, biological process: proton transmembrane transport; vacuolar transport; vacuolar acidification. Gene Ontology annotation, cellular component: proton-transporting V-type ATPase, V0 domain; vacuolar proton-transporting V-type ATPase complex; fungal-type vacuole membrane. Gene Ontology annotation, molecular function: proton-transporting ATPase activity, rotational mechanism. Bases 1 to 1056 code for a protein of 351 amino acids. The record is from RefSeq and is a predicted model, not a curated record. Lineage: Eukaryota; Fungi; Ascomycota; Pichiomycetes; Serinales; Debaryomycetaceae. The transcript has a single exon.